Molecule: messenger RNA, 3287 nt
Organism: Dipodomys ordii (Ord's kangaroo rat)
Lineage: Eukaryota; Metazoa; Chordata; Mammalia; Rodentia; Heteromyidae
Gene: Atp1a1
Product: ATPase, Na+/K+ transporting, alpha 1 polypeptide
Exons: 22
Coding region: 82-3060 (992 amino acids)
Biological process (GO): proton transmembrane transport; intracellular sodium ion homeostasis; intracellular potassium ion homeostasis
Cellular component (GO): membrane
Molecular function (GO): ATP hydrolysis activity; P-type sodium:potassium-exchanging transporter activity; ATP binding
Source: RefSeq, a predicted model, not a curated record
GCUGGACGUGAUAAAUAUGAACCCGCUGCCAUUUCUGAACAUGGAGACAAAAAGGGGAAAAAGGCCAAGAAAGACAGGGACAUGGAUGAACUUAAGAAGGAAGUUUCUAUGGAUGACCAUAAACUUAGCCUGGAUGAGCUCCACCGGAAGUAUGGAACAGACUUGAGCCGAGGCUUAACAACUGCACGCGCCGCUGAGAUUCUGGCCAGGGACGGCCCCAACGCCCUCACCCCCCCGCCCACCACCCCCGAGUGGGUUAAGUUUUGCCGGCAGCUCUUUGGGGGCUUCUCCAUGUUGCUGUGGAUCGGGGCGAUCCUUUGUUUCUUGGCUUACGGCAUCCAGGCUGCUACGGAAGAGGAGCCUCAGAAUGAUAACCUGUAUCUUGGCGUGGUACUCUCCGCGGUGGUCAUCAUAACUGGUUGCUUCUCCUACUACCAAGAAGCCAAAAGCUCAAAGAUAAUGGAGUCCUUCAAAAACAUGGUCCCUCAGCAAGCCCUGGUGAUUCGCAAUGGGGAGAAAAUGAGCAUCAAUGCGGAGGAGGUUGUCGUUGGGGACCUGGUGGAGGUGAAGGGCGGAGACCGCAUCCCUGCAGACCUCAGAAUCAUAUCUGCAAACGGCUGCAAGGUGGACAACUCCUCCCUCACCGGCGAGUCGGAGCCGCAGACGAGGUCUCCGGACUUCACCAACGAGAACCCCCUGGAGACGAGGAACAUUGCCUUCUUUUCUACCAACUGCGUGGAAGGCACCGCCCGUGGCAUUGUGGUGUAUACCGGGGACCGCACGGUGAUGGGGAGGAUCGCCACACUGGCUUCGGGGCUGGAAGGCGGCCAGACCCCCAUCGCCGCUGAAAUCGAGCACUUCAUCCACCUCAUUACGGGCGUGGCCGUGUUCCUGGGGGUGUCCUUCUUCAUCCUGUCCCUCAUCCUCGAGUACACCUGGCUGGAGGCCGUUAUCUUCCUCAUCGGCAUCAUCGUGGCCAAUGUGCCGGAAGGCCUGCUGGCUACUGUCACGGUCUGUCUGACGCUGACCGCCAAGCGCAUGGCUCGAAAGAACUGCUUAGUGAAGAACCUGGAGGCCGUGGAGACUCUGGGCUCCACCUCCACCAUCUGCUCCGACAAGACCGGAACCCUGACCCAGAACCGGAUGACAGUGGCCCACAUGUGGUUCGACAAUCAGAUCCACGAGGCUGAUACAACUGAGAACCAGAGCGGUGUCUCUUUCGACAAGACCUCAGCCACCUGGCUUGCUCUGUCCAGAAUUGCAGGUCUUUGUAACAGAGCUGUGUUCCAGGCUAACCAGGAAAACCUCCCCAUCCUUAAGCGUGCAGUUGCAGGGGACGCCUCGGAGUCGGCGCUCCUCAAGUGCAUCGAGGUGUGCUGCGGCUCGGUGAAGGAGAUGCGGGAGAGGUACACCAAGAUCGUGGAGAUCCCCUUCAACUCCACCAACAAGUACCAGCUGUCCAUCCACAAGAACGCCAAUACAGCCGAGCCACGGCACCUGCUGGUGAUGAAAGGUGCCCCAGAAAGGAUCUUGGACCGCUGCAGCACCAUCCUCCUCCAGGGCAAGGAGCAGCCCCUGGAUGAGGAGUUGAAGGAUGCCUUCCAGAAUGCCUACCUGGAGCUGGGCGGCCUUGGGGAGCGCGUGCUGGGUUUCUGCCACCUUCUUCUGCCAGAUGAGCAGUUUCCCGAGGGGUUCCAGUUUGACACAGAUGAAGUGAAUUUCCCCGUGGAUAAUCUCUGCUUUGUGGGGCUCAUCUCUAUGAUCGACCCUCCCCGGGCAGCUGUUCCUGAUGCCGUGGGCAAGUGCCGAAGCGCUGGGAUUAAGGUCAUCAUGGUGACAGGAGACCAUCCAAUCACAGCCAAAGCCAUUGCCAAAGGUGUGGGCAUCAUCUCAGAGGGCAACGAGACGGUGGAAGACAUCGCUGCGCGCCUCAACAUCCCAGUGAACCAGGUGAACCCCAGAGACGCCAAGGCCUGCGUGGUUCAUGGCAGCGAUCUGAAGGACAUGACCUCUGAGCAGCUGGACGACAUCUUGAAGUACCACACGGAGAUCGUGUUUGCCAGGACCUCACCCCAACAGAAGCUCAUCAUCGUGGAAGGCUGCCAGCGCCAGGGUGCCAUUGUGGCCGUGACGGGAGACGGCGUCAACGAUUCUCCGGCUUUGAAGAAAGCGGACAUUGGGGUAGCCAUGGGCAUUGCCGGCUCUGACGUGUCCAAGCAGGCCGCGGACAUGAUCCUGCUGGACGACAACUUCGCGUCCAUCGUGACGGGGGUGGAGGAAGGUCGUCUGAUCUUUGAUAACUUGAAGAAAUCCAUCGCGUACACCCUGACCAGCAACAUUCCAGAAAUCACCCCCUUCCUGAUAUUUAUUAUUGCCAACAUUCCGCUGCCGCUGGGAACGGUCACCAUCCUGUGCAUCGACUUGGGCACUGACAUGGUUCCCGCCAUCUCCCUUGCUUAUGAGCAAGCCGAGAGCGACAUCAUGAAGAGACAGCCCAGAAAUCCCAAGACUGACAAGCUUGUGAACGAGCGGCUGAUCAGCAUGGCCUACGGGCAGAUCGGCAUGAUCCAGGCCCUGGGCGGCUUCUUCACCUACUUCGUGAUUUUGGCUGAGAACGGGUUUCUCCCGAUUCACCUGCUGGGCAUCCGGGUGGACUGGGAUGACCGAUGGAUCAACGAUGUGGAGGACAGCUAUGGGCAGCAGUGGACCUACGAGCAGAGAAAGAUCGUGGAGUUCACCUGCCACACGGCGUUCUUCGUGAGCAUUGUGGUGGUGCAAUGGGCUGACCUGGUCAUCUGUAAGACGCGGAGGAACUCCGUCUUCCAGCAGGGCAUGAAGAACAAGAUCUUGAUAUUUGGCCUCUUUGAGGAGACGGCCCUGGCGGCCUUCCUGUCCUACUGUCCCGGCAUGGGUGUGGCGCUCAGGAUGUACCCCCUCAAGCCCACCUGGUGGUUCUGUGCCUUCCCCUACUCCCUCCUCAUCUUCGUGUACGACGAAGUCCGGAAGCUCAUCAUCAGACGUCGCCCCGGGGGCUGGGUGGAGAAAGAAACCUACUACUAGUCAUGUCCUGCACGCCCGGAGCGCCGGGCCGCCCUCUGCAUCCGCAACCCCUGUGCGCUCAGUCUGGGAACUCGGGAUCACCCGGUCGGAGCACCGGAGCAUGUGGGAGCUGGACGUCCGGGAAUGCAGCAUGUCACCGCAAUGGGGGGCGGGGGGAGGGUGCCUGAAAAACAAAUAAAACACCGGAGCCGGGAGCGACGAGAGCAGGGAAGGAUCUCACGUGCCUU